This is a messenger RNA of Styela clava, 2829 nucleotides long. The record is from RefSeq and is a predicted model, not a curated record. NCBI's taxonomy places the organism in Eukaryota, Metazoa, Chordata, Ascidiacea, Stolidobranchia, Styelidae.
UAAUGUACCGUACCUGCUUAAUUCUAGGUAUAUCACUAUUUCUUUUAGGUGAAACCUGCUCUAAUAAUGUAUCCUCAUUUCAAGGAUGUCUGAGUAAUGUUCAGAAAAGUUCAUUUUUUGAGCCAUGUCUAUCGAAAAAUAAAGAAAAAUCUUCUUCUCGAUUGUUCUGUACCAGUAAACGAGAGCAUUCAGUAAAGCAUUCCAAGCCAGACAAAGAAAAAUGUGAAAUCACGGAAAAACAAGCAAUUCUUGAUAAAGACAUUCCCGAAAUUUUGUUGCAUGAGGACACCGACUCUGUAUUUGAAAAAGUUUCUGAUUUAUCCAAACAACCAUCAUAUGGACAUGUUAAUAAAACCCAAAGUACAUCAUCGAAUACGUCAAAGGUUUCCAACACAAAAAUUAAUAUUGGGAAAUCCAAUGAUAUUGGUUCAUCUAGAAAAUCUACUAAAGUAAUAAGUGAUAGAAGAACUAGUCACCACUCUGGUAAUCUUCUGAAACACACAGAGCACCAUGUUCAAAAUGGUACUGAUGAUGGUUUGAAUACCCAUAAUGAAUCGCAAUUAAAUCCACAUGAACGAAGUUAUUCAAGAAGAUCCAACAAACAUUCGAGCAGCGUAUCAAAAAGUGGAAACAUGGUACAUGAUUCUGAUCACAAAUACAUUCAUAGUAAAUACAGAAGCACUGACGAAAGAUCUUCUUAUAGUAAAUAUAAAGAUGAAAGACACAGGUCUCCUCUCGGUGGGCGAAGAGAGUGUCGUUCUACUAGUAGACAUGAUCGAGAAAACAGGUCUGACAGACGUGAGUCCAUGAGCCGAUCACACCGAGAACGCUCUAGAACGAAGUCAUCGGAAAUGUGUCAGUCUGGAUACAGGAAUUAUAAGUCAUCUAGUAGCAGAGAAGAUUAUAGAAGAAGAUCAAGAGAAGAUAACCAUUAUAGAGAAAAAUCACAUUAUUCUGAGAGGAGUAGAAGGUGUGAUGACAGAGACAGGCGGUCACCAAAACGAAGAAGAAUUGAUGGGAAAGCUUGUGAUAGGAUUUCUGUAGAUCAUCGUGAACAUGAAAGAAAGCAAGACCUUCGAAACCAAUCUCCAAAUAUUAUUGACUGGAAUAUGUUACUUCAAGAACAUGUCAAACAACAGCAGAAGUCUGAUAACAAAAAAGAACCGGAAAGCAUAAUAGCUUCACCAGCUAAGAAGAAGAAACCAAGACGUGUUGCUCUCGAAAGAGUUGAAAUGCCUGAAUCAGAAAAACCUGUCGAAGAAAACAAUGACAAAUUGGUUUCUCCACUGUCUCGAUAUUUAUGGAUGAACAGUUUAAAAAGUUGUCAAGAACGAAGAAAGAAACGUGCAAGGUGGUCAUCAGAAGUGAGUGAGUUGGAAACAUCAGCAGAUGACACAGCUAAUCAGGGUCUAACCAGCGAAGACAACAUCAUGAGUACUGGAGCCGCAAGUGGCCAAAAGCAAGUUGCCGAAGUUACAUUAAAUAAAAGUCAACAUCAUGCUGAUUCAGGAACAAAUUGCAACAAGACAUCAAAGUUUCCACAUAAACCUAAAUCUACCUCAAGAAAAAUGACGGAUCGAGCAUCGGCGACCGGUUCAGAAGUUCAACCCGAUUCAGAAGACUUGUCAGUGACUAUUCCAGAUAUGUCAACAUCAUCAUGGCAACUCAGUGAAGAAUCGAGAUGUCGAUUCUAUUCAUUCGCUAAAGUAAUUCAAGUAUUAAGUCCGCUGAAACCGUCACCAGAAAAAAUAAGCUUCUCUGAAAAAAAUGCAAGCCGGAAAAGGAAGAAAAUACGAAGAAAAGUUCUUCAAUCACCAUAAAUGUUUAUUUAUAUUUAUGUUUCAUAUAUUUUUGUAUGAUGCAGUGAAAUAUGUCUUUUGAUGGAGUUACUGAUCUUUUUCAAUUUUCUCGAAUACUUGAGGGGUAAACCAUUUGCUUCGAAAGCAUCAGAUUCAGAAUAGAUAUUUAUUGUAUUUAUAAUAGGAGACUGGAGAAUAAUUAAUGAAACCAUUGUCCUAUAUUUGGUUACUAGUCUGGGUGUGGGACCUAGCAAGUUAAUGCUACAGAUUGCUGAGUACUUCGUCACCAUAAUUCGUACAGGGGUACAGAAUUCCACUUGACCAUAAUCAUCACUAAGGAAAUUUGAACCUAUUAACCCCUGCAUAGUAAUUAGCAUUGCGUUGCGAGAGUGUUGUUAAUGCUUAGUUCAAUGCACAAUUUUUUUUCAUAUAUAUAUAUAUAUAUAGCUUACACACUCUUUUCAUGUAGUUUAAAAUGACACUUUGAUUACACAUUGAUUGCGCCUUAUUUCAGUGCUCUUCAAACUUUUUUCAUUAUAACCCACUUGACGCGGCCACAUUUUCUCGUGACCCCCAGAAAAUGAAAUAAAAAUGUAAAGUAAAAUGUAAUAAUGCAGAAAAUAUUAAAUUGAAAUAAUAAAAUUGACAAUACCUUCAAUGAGACCGUUACAAUUGCAUAUUCCAGCAAAAGAUUGAAACUUGGCUCUAUUUCAGUGAUUGUGAGUAUCUGUACUGGUUCCAAGUCUUUCAAAUUUGAUUAGUAUUUUGUUUUGACACAAGUGAGUGUCAAAAAAGAUUUUCCGCGAACCUCAUUGAGCCCUUUCGGGACCCCCAGUUUGAAGAGCCCUGCUUCAUUUCAUCAGUUGUAUGAACAUUGCCAGAAACUAUGAUUAUUAUUCAUAUUUUUUAUGUCACUUUUGUGCUGUUUUUUGUCCCCAUUUAUCAUUCAUUUUUCUGCCUAUCAUUUUGUAAAGUUCGAAUUCUGCUGUAACUUUUGUGAUAUUCUUAUUAAAAAUCUGAACCUUUUUUA